Messenger RNA from Megalobrama amblycephala (Wuchang bream), 2655 nucleotides. RefSeq names its product glutaminyl-peptide cyclotransferase-like b (gene qpctlb). The record is from RefSeq and is a predicted model, not a curated record. The coding region runs from base 158 to 1465 and encodes 435 amino acids. Lineage: Eukaryota; Metazoa; Chordata; Actinopteri; Cypriniformes; Xenocyprididae. The transcript is spliced from 8 exons. Gene Ontology annotation, molecular function: zinc ion binding; glutaminyl-peptide cyclotransferase activity.
AAGAGUGGGAUGAGGAGCUGCGCAGAUAGCUUUCCUGUUGUGCCUCAGCAACACCGAAUGGAGAACUGACAAUACGAUCAUUUACAGCCUGCAUUCAUUGCCAAGAUAUCAAAGGCGAAUCAACUCGGCGUUGGUAAUGAAAUGUUCUUCAGACUAAAUGCUCUCGUCAUUCAGCACUAUGUGCUAUUCAUUUCCAGCGACUGCAGUGGAUUUGAUAGAGCAGUGGUGUGCCAGUCCAGGACUAGUGGUACAGUUUAAUCCCUGUUUUGGCAUCUUUCGUAAACACAAGAUGAGCCGCUUACGGUACAAAGUAGCGACUGUCAGAUGGAACUGCUCUGUCGCGCGCUGUGACCAGCCACGCAUAUGCCACGUGCGACUGCUGCUGCUGUGCUUGUGCGUGCUGGUGGCAAUGACAUUAACACUGGCAAUAUCACUAUCUAACCAACACACGAUAGAGUUUGACUUACCUCCCAGACCUCCCGACCUGUUCAAAGACAAGCUGAAUCACCAGCCAGGAAAGCCCACAGUUGCCCAGGUGAAGCGGCUUGUCUCGCAGGUGAGUUGGAGUAGACUUUGGUAUUCCCAUCUGCGACCCAUUCUCACUGAACGACAGCCAGGAAGUCGUGGGAGUCGGGCUGUUCGAAAACACAUCUUUUCUCAACUGGAUUCUCUUUCGGCGGGCUGGUCUGUCGAUGUGGACUCCUUCAUCUCUGAAACCCCUCGUGGCCCUGUUAGCUUCUCUAAUAUCCUGGCUGUUUUAGACCCAAAGGCUCCUCGACGAUUGCUUUUGGCUUGUCACUAUGACUCCAAAUUUAUACCGACAGAUCCAAGUGACCCACAGAAGGUGUUUGUGGGUGCUAGUGAUUCAGCUGUGCCCUGUGCUAUGAUGCUGGAACUGGUCACAGCUUUGGACCCACACCUCAAAAAGCACAAGCAGCUGAUGUCCAGGGUAACACUGCAGUUGGUCUUCUUUGAUGGAGGAGAGGCUUUCGAGCAGUGGUCUCAGACAGACUCGCUGUAUGGCUCACGGCACCUCGCAGACUACAUGUCUCGCACUCCUCACCCGCCGGGUUCUGAACAAACCACGCUGCUGAACGCUGUGGAUCUCCUUGUUCUUUUGGACCUUAUUGGUGCUCCUGAUCCCAUGUUUGUGAAUCACUUUGAGAACACAGCUCGCUGGUUUGACCGCCUUAUCGCUGCUGAGAAAAGACUUCAUAAUUUGGGGCUCCUUACUUCCCAUGCCAAAGAGCAGAGCUAUUUCAUAAAGGAUGUGAACAUGGGGGCAGUUGAAGAUGAUCAUCUUCCUUUCCUUCAGAGAGGAGUUCCAGUGCUGCACAUGAUCGCCACGCCGUUCCCUUCUUUCCUGCACACGAUGGAGGACACAGCGGAGAAGGUUCACGGUCACACCGUGGAGAAUCUCACCAAAGUCCUUGUGGUCUUUCUGGCUGAAUAUUUGCGGCUCUAGAAUGUAUAAUGUUACAUCCAACCACAUCCGUCGUGGAUCAGUCUAUACCUCAGCUGCGUUGCUUUACGAUAUUUGAUAUCAGUGACUGUACUCAGAGAUGAAUAACAUACUGUAUAUUCUCAGGCUGCCGUCCUAUAUCCUUACAUAAUAUGCUUACCUUUGAAAUUUCUGCCAUUGUUACUCAAUCGGUAUUGUGCCUUCAGAUAGUUUUGCUAUCUAGUAAUGCACCGUAUUGACAAAAUUAUAUUAUUAUCUGUGCCAAAAAAGAGGUUUACAAAAUUUAAUUCAUAUAUUCAGUAACUGUGCAAUAAAAUCAAUAGAAUGCAAAUUAGAUACUUCAAACUCAGGAAUGGAUGUGAACCUGAUGCUAUGUAAGAAAUUAUUACACUGCACUACAAUGAAGCUUGGUAAUGCUACAACAGUUCUGAUAAACUUCUAUAUUUAGUCUUGCAAUAAUUUUAUCUCUAAAUGUUCAAUCACAUGCUAGAUUAUUUAAUUUUUUAACAGAGAUGGAAACUCACUUAAGCGGCAAGAAAUAUUGACUUGAGACUUGACAUGGCAAGCAAUUGACUUGAGACUUGACUUGUACUCUAAAUUAGAGACUCUUCAGAUCUACAAGGACUUUUUUUCCUUAGAAGAAUGCACCUUUUUUUAAUAAAAGGGAAUAUUUAAUUCAUUCCCAUGAAAAUGAAGACUAAUUUGUACUGAGUGGGCAUUUAAGGUAAAAAUAUUUCAUACUGUAUCUCUUAUAAUAUGGUAUAAAAUACAACUUUUUGAUUCAAGUAAACCAAACAUACUUUAUUUUAGAUAAACAUUAUUUAAUGUCCAAGAAAAUCCCCCAAAAAAUAUAUUUGAAAAAAUAUAUUAAAUGAAUUGUCCUCUCUCUCUCUCUCUCUCUCUCUCUCUCUCUCUCUAUAUAUAUAUAUAUAUAUAUAUAUAUAUAUUUAUAUAUAUAUAUAAACUAUUUAAAAAAUUAAUUUAAGACUUGAGACAGACUUAUUGACCUUGAAAGACUUGACCUUGUGAGAAAAGACUUGAGACUUGCAUUAAUGAAUUGAAUAUGUGAAUAUGUCUGUUUUAUAAUAACGAAUAAACAUAUGUAUUUUACAGUUGCACAGUUUCAACAUGGACUUGUAUAACUUGAUAUGAAUGUAUAGUCAAUGUCUAAAUAAAGGAGGAAGUGAGUCUCA